Cadophora gregata is the source of this 2352-nucleotide messenger RNA. RefSeq lists its product as uncharacterized. Gene Ontology annotation, molecular function: zinc ion binding; DNA-binding transcription factor activity, RNA polymerase II-specific. The coding region runs from base 1 to 2352 and encodes 783 amino acids. NCBI's taxonomy places the organism in Eukaryota, Fungi, Ascomycota, Leotiomycetes, Helotiales, Ploettnerulaceae. Gene Ontology annotation, biological process: regulation of DNA-templated transcription. The transcript has 5 exons. The record is from RefSeq and is a predicted model, not a curated record.
AUGCAAGUGUCAGCAAUGGAGACCAUGAUCCAGAGUGAGAGCCAGAGGAGGCUGGGACGCGGCGACAAUGAAUAUGCCCAUUAUGCCCAGAACACAACUUCAAAACACCACUCACCGAUUGAAUACUGCCAUACCUUUUCCGUGAGCAGCGACAACAGCCUCGACGAGUUUAUGGCUCAGAGCUGGAUUCCAGAGCCUCUGCUGGACCUGUCGUGGAAUGACAUUCGAGAUGUCCAGGACCAGUGGCAGCAUGCGACGUCCUUAUCGUCACAGGGCGACUUUGCACAACAUUGUCAAACUCUAGCAUAUCCCAUGAGCUCUAACGACUCAGCUAUCUCAGUCGGUUACUCAUACGACGAAUUUGAGAGUCAGAUAGCCUUGGAGAACGGAUGUGGUGCAGCUGGGUAUCAGCCUUGCAUGGGGACAGUCAAUCACGUCGCUGGAGGGUACGGACCGGACUUCCCUUCUCAGACACCGCAGAUUCCUGUCACCAUACCAGCCCACCAGAGUGCCUAUCCGCUAUCAAAGCAUAGGCCUAUGAAUAGUACCUUUCACUCAAACAAUGUACUGACAGGGUAUACUGAUACUGGAAUACGUUCUUUCACUUGCAACACCGACCUGAGCCUGGGUACCACUGAUGUUACUUGGAUACCUUUUACCCCAGUCCAACCCCAGCAACAUCACAUUGCUACAACUACACCACCCAUCUCAAAGCCUGAGAAGCCAACUUCUUCUCCCGUUGGGUUAUCUCUAGAUUGGUCAACUAGUGAACAGCCACUUGAGACAUUCAUCAAACAAAGGAAAGCCUCUAUCGCCCCGGCAGCCAAACGUAAAUACACUUCACCACGCCCCUCAGCCGAGACAGUUCAGCCCGACUGUCAUAUUGAAGAAUGUGUUAGUGUUUUUGAGAACGCACCUGGUGCGUUGGCGACGGUCAAGAAGAGGAAGAAGCUUGAUGAGCCUGUCAGGAAGGCGGCGAGGGAUGUGAGGAAAGCAGGGGCUUGCCAUCAGUGUCGGUUUCGGAAGAGGACGUGCUCGACUGGUACGCCAUGUGGAUCUUGUCUGAAAACUGGGAAAGGCCUACAUGAGAUCAGGUGUCAGAGGGAGAGUCCAUUCAUUGGGAAGCCAGUGCAUGAAUACUUCGAAUACUCGUCCACACGACGUGUUGUCUCCUUUGACAUUUUCGUCACACCAGACGCUCUCGACAGCCAUGAAGAGUACUUCGUGUUGAUCGAUGGCGUCGACCGGCUUUCUCAUCCUAUCAGACUCCGCGCUCGUCGCAAACUUCUCAAUAGUUUCACUACAGCGGAACAGGUCGCUAUCAGGCGAACGCAGGAUAGGAAAAAACUCGGCACGUGUACUAACGAUGCGCCCAUAGAGGUCACUAUCUUGGAAGAUGAUGAGACUUUAGGCACACGUGUUGAGCAAUGGGCUGUGGAGUACUCCUCGCAAUUCGUGCAUGCUGCAGAUUCAAAGUUUCAGUGUGCUACCAUUGCUGUAAUCCUUGGGACCGCGUAUGUGAAGAAGGGCUUACCUGAGUCUCCCCUCGUAGCAGCAAUGCUUCGCGUCGCAUCUCUCGCCUUCAUCCUUCGCGCGGGCGUAAAAUGUACUCCUACCCCAUCCCCCAACUCAAACGCCUCAGAUCCACCCUCACAUGCCUAUUUCCGCACCACUGAAGCCACAGUCGACACCAUCCUUUACCAGCGUCUCCAACUCGCAUGCAAGGACCUCUUCACCAUGCUGCAGCGUCUCGUCUUUCGUAAAGCGGGUUUCUUGACCCGCGAGCAGAUAUACCCUGUGGCGUUGGUGUUCUGGCAGAUUUUGAGGAUAUUGUGUUUGGGUGCUAGUCAUUUGUCGAAUAUUGUCAUGAGGUUUAAUGAGAAAGCACGCGGUCAAUCCGACUUUUUAACCCACACGCUCAAACUCCUCCUUUCAACACACCUCGCGCUCUUCCGCUCCUCAAACCCUCUGCUGCUGUCUUUCACCGCUCCAAGCCCAUCUUCACGCUGCCCAUCCACCAAAUCAUUUAAAGCAGCAUCAAAGUCAUCUUCCAAACUCUCCUCGAAACAAUGCCAGAAGUCGUCUUCAAAACCAACUCCUUCACCAACCUCGGUCACAACCCCCGAUUCCACCGCGGCAUCACCCCGCACCAAAGAGUCAGAAAGCAAAGACACAGAGCACAAAAACAGCAAUGACCUCCUAGGCAACGAUCCGCACCUCCUGGAUUUAGCGAACAAGAUGCGCGAUACGGUACUGACGUUCCGCGAGAAGGGAUGUCCGGAGAUGAAGGGUAGUAUGGCGUUUAAGAAGGAGUAUUUGGAUUUGUUUAGGAGUGUUUAUGUGGGGCUGUAG